This is a messenger RNA of Daldinia loculata, 1689 nucleotides long. RefSeq names its product esterase-like activity of phytase-domain-containing protein. The transcript has 6 exons. The record is from RefSeq and is a predicted model, not a curated record. Lineage: Eukaryota; Fungi; Ascomycota; Sordariomycetes; Xylariales; Hypoxylaceae. Bases 1 to 1566 code for a protein of 521 amino acids.
AUGAACGUACUCUUACUCACAGCCUCCCUAGCUGUAAGCGCUAUCGGCGCCGCUGUAAAUUGCCAGCCCAGUGGUAACGCAGCGCCAAGCGUGAAUAAGACUACUUGUAAUGGUAUAGUUUAUGAGUAUGAGGAGCUUGCUGGCUACGGAUACGUUGUCUCCGAUGCGGUUGACAAAUUCGGUGACACGCUCGGCGGACUUGGCUCCUCUAUACAUCUAGAUUCGAGGGCUUGGAAGAAGCUUGGCAAUGGAAGUUACUCAGGCGUCCUGUGGUCGUUGCCUGAUCGUGGCUGGAACACUCAAGGAACACUCAACUUCAAUCCCCGAGUCCAUAAGUUCAGUAUUAUCUUUACGCCGAAGCCUGAUGCAACCGUGGACAACCCGUCUAGUCCAAACUUACACUUUGAGUAUCUAGACACGAUACUCUUCUCUGGACCUGACGGGACGCCUUGCACCGGGUUAGAUGCGGAUGCAACUGGACACAUAUCAUUCUCUGGCUUCCCCGAUCUUCCCGUUGCUACUUAUACGGGCGACGGCUUUGGUGGAGAUGGACCGGGUGGUAAACGUAUCCCUGUCGAUUCAGAGGGACUCUAUGUGAAUGAUGACUCUAGCUUUUGGGUGUCUGAUGAAUAUGGUCCUUAUAUAUAUCUGUUUGGCCCCGACGGCAAGAUGCUCAGCGCAAUUCGUCCCAAUGACGCGAUCGUACCGGUGCGCAACGGCGAAACUUCAUUCUCUGCUAAUAGUCCGCCAUAUUAUAUCGAUAAUGGCGAAGGAGAUGAUGUAGACCCGGCGGAUCCUGAUAGUGGCCGUGACAACAAUCAUGGUUUCGAGGGCCUCACUGUCUCAGAAGACGGUAAGUCGUUGUGGGUACUUCUGCAGGCCGCAACUGUCCAAGAUGGUGGCUUAGAGAAGCAAACCAUGCGGCAUACUAGGUUUCUCAAGUAUGAUGUUUCGAAUCGACUUGCACCAAUCUACGAGGGGGAAUGGGUUGUGCCUUUGCCUCUCUAUAAUGAUCCGACGGCGAAGAAGUCUAAGAAUCCAAAAGCAGCCGCACAGUCCGAGAUACACGCCCUCGAGAAUGGUCAGUUCUUCGUCCUGUCUAGAGACUCUGGCGCUGGCCACGGUGCCGAUAGCUCUCUUUCCGUCUAUCGCCAGCUUGAUGUCUUUGACAUUUCCGACGCCACGGAUAUCAAGGCAGCUGGAGGCUAUGAUUGUACCGACUGUAACGUUGCGAAGUCUAAGACUGGGAAGCUCAAGAAGAAGAUCACGGCAGCGAAAUAUUGCAGCUUCCUCGACUUCAACGUUAAUGCGCAGCUAAACCGAUUCGGCAUCCACAAUGGUGGUGACCAAGACCAAUAUCUACUGAAUGAGAAAUGGGAGUCCAUUGGAAAAGUUCCUGUCGAUCCUAGGGUCUCCAAUGGUGAAUUCUAUGUCUUUAGUCUAAGCGAUAACGACUUUAUCACUCAAAAAGGCUUUAUGAAUGGAGGCAAGCUUCCGUAUUCUGACGAGAGCGGCUAUAGUCUCGAUAGCCAAGCUCUGGUAUUCAAAGUACGGAUUUCAGCUUGAAAUGGAGUGCCAUGACUACCUAAUUGUUGUUAAUCGUAUAAUAUUAACAAUAGCAACAUAGACGGGCCACAGCCAUGUGAACCACUUCUAGUUGACUUUGUAGAAAUAGUAACGGAGCUUUCU